Molecule: messenger RNA, 1253 nt
Organism: Betta splendens (Siamese fighting fish)
Lineage: Eukaryota; Metazoa; Chordata; Actinopteri; Anabantiformes; Osphronemidae
Product: claudin-8-like
Exons: 1
Coding region: 48-1091 (347 amino acids)
Biological process (GO): cell adhesion; bicellular tight junction assembly
Cellular component (GO): plasma membrane; bicellular tight junction
Molecular function (GO): structural molecule activity
Source: RefSeq, a predicted model, not a curated record
CGCUCCUCCUCGGGCUUUCAGUUCCGCUGGACUUUGGGCUCAGCGCGAUGGUCCACGGCCUCUCAGAGAUCGCAGCGGUGUGCGCGGGCCUCAUCGGGCUGAUCGGGGCGUCCGCGGCUACGGGUCUGCCCAUGUGGAAGGUGACGGCCUUCAUCGGAGAGAACAUCAUCGUCAUGGAGACGCGCUGGGAGGGCCUGUGGAUGAACUGCUUCCGCCAGGCCAACAUCCGCAUGCAGUGCAAGGUGUACGACUCGCUGCUGGCCCUGCCGGCGGAGCUGCAGGCCGCGCGCGGCCUCAUGUGCUGCUCGGUGGCGCUGUCCGGGCUGGGCCUGCUGCUGGCGCUGGCCGGGAUGCGGUGCACGCGCCUCGUCCAGGCGAACCACAGGGCGAAGUCCAUAGCACUGGUGGCCGCGGGGGGGACGCAGCUGUUGGCGUGCGCGUGCGUCCUCGUCCCAGUGUCGUGGACGGGUCACGUCAUCAUUAGGGACUUUUACGACCCGCUGCUGAUCGAUGCCCAGAGGCGGGAGCUGGGCCAGGCUCUGUACAUCGGCUGGGUGAGCGGCGCCGUGCUCUUUGCGUCGGCCGUGCUGUUCCUCUGUCGCCAUGUGCCGCCAGAGACUUUCAACGUGCAUCCCAGACACAACUUGCUUAGUUACGGUCCAGCAUCCUGGGAGUCAGCUCAGAUGACAUACCGGCCCAUGUCUAAUAUUUCGAGCAUACGGUCGAUAGGAUACCAGCCUUCCCUGCAGAACUACGGCUCGCAACGACCGCUACCACCCGUUCCUCAGGUCGUCUCGUACGACCCGGCUGCUUAUAAUCCAGGCCUGAUGGAUAAUGCUUUGGUGCAUCACAUGAGUGUGGGUCACCGUUCUUCUGUGAGGAGCUCAAACCGCGCUGGGAGCCUGUACGGACCAGGGAGGUCUCUGCACACAUCGCAGACGCCACAUUCACCGAGUUACGUGGCCGAUCCGAGCGCAUCCUACCAGUCGUCCUUUCAUCCUGUGCCUCAGACUCCUGUUUUCAUAACAUACAAAUCGUCCAUUGUUCAACCAGAUGGUGAAAACGGGAGCAGUGCAGGUGUCUACAUAUAAAGAAAGUUUGUUUAUGUGUAAGUUAAGAAUAUGCUGUUAUCAUUCAUCAUUUAUUGUUAUCAUUUGAAAAUUUCCACUUACUCUAGGUUUUUGUAUCUUAAAAAAUAUUAAUACAUGUGGUGGCAAUUAAUAAACGUUUGUUAAUAAAAAUAUCUAUCAAGA